This is a messenger RNA of Diabrotica virgifera virgifera (western corn rootworm), 1109 nucleotides long. Its product is annotated as alpha-tocopherol transfer protein-like. Gene Ontology annotation, molecular function: phosphatidylinositol bisphosphate binding. The record is from RefSeq and is a predicted model, not a curated record. The transcript has 6 exons. The coding region runs from base 89 to 997 and encodes 302 amino acids. Gene Ontology annotation, cellular component: membrane. Lineage: Eukaryota; Metazoa; Arthropoda; Insecta; Coleoptera; Chrysomelidae.
UAGGUGAUUGCCUUGAAAUACCUUGCUGUCAAACAUUUUUCAAAACAAACAUAUAUUUUGCUUACUGUAAAUCAUAAAUAGUUUAAAAAUGGAUACCAAUUAUUUUUUUAAAACAAAUAUUGAUAAAAUCCUUAGUGCUUUUGGAAAAACAAAUGAAGAUGUUAAGAGGGAUAUUGAGACAAUAAAAACCUGGCUUGAAGCUCAAAAGCAUUUGCCAGAAUUACCCAAUGAGAUUAUGAUUCGACAUUUCUUGGUGAAUAAUCAUUUCAGUAUAGAACGAACAAAACAAACAUUGGAUAUGUAUUACUCAGUGAGAACAAUAAUUCCAGAGGUCUUUCAGAAUACCAAUCCGACAUCUUUAAACAUGAAAGACGUGUACGAUUCAGUAGCAUUCUCUCCUUUGCCAAAUUUAACCCCAAAAUUACAAAGAAUAAUUUGCGCCAGGUAUAAUCCAAUUCCUGAAAAUUUCAAUAGCGAUAAGGGUGUCGCCAUUAUGGCUCAAAUAUAUGAAGUGAGGCUCUGGGAAGAUCUUUCGUUGGGUGAUAUUUUUAUUUUGGAUUAUCAACAUCUAAAGAUGGGACACUUAACCAAAGUAACACCGAAGAUGUUAAGGGAAAUUGCAUUUAUUUUUGAGGAAGUAUGGAGUAAAAGAAUCCAGGAAUUUCAUGUAAUCAAUGCUCCGAGCAUUGCGGAUCCUAUUGUUUCUCUAUUUAAGAAAUUUUUAUAUAAAGGAUUAAAAGAAAAAGUCUAUCUUCACAAGUCUCUGGAGGAGUUACAUUUACAUGUACCACAAUCCAUUCUACCAGUGGAGUAUGGUGGCAAUGAACAAUCUCUUGAUACUUUAUAUGAAUUGUGGAAAGUAAAAUUGCAGCAAUACAAAUCUCGUUUUGAUUUACUCGACAAGUUAUUCGUAAACGAAGAACUACGAACAUGUCCGUAUAAGAAUUGUGAUGUUUUGGGAUACUAUGGCAACUACAUGAAGUUGGAUGUUAGCUAAUUCAACAUAAUAAUAUACAAUUAACACAUAAUAUUUAGGAGAAGAAUCUAUUUGUUAUAAAAUUUUAUAAAUGUUUUUUAUUUUUGUAAUCGAAAUAAACAAUUUUUUGGUG